Messenger RNA from Lasiosphaeria miniovina, 3848 nucleotides. RefSeq lists its product as uncharacterized. The record is from RefSeq and is a predicted model, not a curated record. The transcript has a single exon. The coding region runs from base 156 to 3386 and encodes 1076 amino acids. NCBI's taxonomy places the organism in Eukaryota, Fungi, Ascomycota, Sordariomycetes, Sordariales, Lasiosphaeriaceae.
UUUUUUUUUUUUUUUGGUUUCCGGCUUCGCUUCGCUGAGCCACUUCUCCCGCCUCGCCCCGAUCCCGACCUCGCCCGCGCUCUCGACCUUGCCUGGUGUUCGUCGACCCCUUUCAGAACCCAAUCGCCCCAGGGAGAUGGUCGUCCUGGGCCUCAAUGGCUGCUCCUCCUUUUGACGCUUCUGUUGCUGGCCCUUCGUUUGUAUUUGAUAUCUUCAAUGACGGCCAGCCACUGCGCAACGCGCCCGCCCUCCCCGGGGGGCCUUGCAACUAUACCGACCAGACACUGCCGCGAUGUGGCUGUCGCCGGUUCUGGAGCAGGCUUUCCCUGGGCGACGGCUUCCAGGACAGUCUUGCCCCCAAUCUGGCGGAGGUGUGCAUGUGCUCGCACCAUGCUUGCUUCCACGAGGACGUCCCGCUGGGACAGGCGCAACCUUCCACGGGGAUACAUGUUGCUGGCCAGGAGAACCAAAAGCCCCGCACCUCCCGAGAGCCAUUGAGCCCAGUCCAGGACUUUGGGUCUUUCCAACUCCCCUCUAACCUCGGAUCCUCCCUGGACUUGAAUAUUCUAAACUUCCAGUCGUCUGUGCCAGACUGUCGCCCCGAGGUCGCGAAUCAUGCCGUCGUUGAAGAUGUCUGUGCCACUCGGGAUAGCCCGAUGCCCGAUACGUUAAAUAGCUGGGAAAACCUUAUCCAGUCUCAGCCUGGCCGUGCGCUUGGGAGCCCUUCCCUCUGCUUCCAGCAGCUUGAACCGCCAUCCACUGCGGCAUCCAGCCAGUCUAGGUAUCUCAGGCCCUUUGCAGGAAAGGGUCUGCACACGCUGAGCGGCACCUUAGCGCCGGGACAGGGAGCGUCUGUGCCGGAGCGCGGCGCCGAAAACGGUGGUGCCGCAUCGUUACAGAAUCCUACUCAAACUGGGCCUAGCCCGACAUCUCACGCUAUGAAGACGGCGCAGGGUGCGGCUCUCGAACGCGAGAUGUCCCAAGGUGGUCUUCGUACUGGGGUAUCUGGUGAUGUCUUCCAGAAGUUGGCAAAAACUGUCGGCAGCCACGAGCAACGAAUUGACAGGCUUGAGAGCACGUCAUUUUCUGUGGCUGGUCACGAGGACUGCCACGACAAGCACGAGCACGCCGAUCUCCGCGUAACUGAGCUCGAGUCUCGUGUGGAGGAGGUGGAGAAGAUUCUAAACGACAAUGGCAGCAUAGCCAGCAGUAGGCGCACGGUUCGCCCCGAAUGUGCCGACGACGCCACAGCCAGCGUAGUCUCAGUCUCAACGAACGCCACAAUUCUCGCGUCCAACCGAGCUGAGAUGUUCAGUCAACUCCAGGCGUUACAAGCACAAGUCAGCCAACUGCAGGCAGCAUCGCUGCCAUCCUACACCAAGCCAUGGGAGCUCGAAGUUGUAUUUCUACCGUUUCCCCUCAAGGGAGUCUGGAUAGAGACACACGAGUUCCCAAGCCAGCGCCGAUCGACAGGGUCCAACGCCGACGAGUGGACACAGAUGCCUAACACGGUCAGCAGGGCGACGCCCGAUCCUCAGUCGCCAAAGUUUGGGGAAUGGGCGGGUCAGUCACGCGACUCGAAAUGGCUGCUUCCUCGGGCGUUUGCCUCUGGUCGGAUCAUUGACCAAAGACUGAAGAGUCGAGGUCUUAUCAAGACAGUUUUUGUCCGCGGUCCAGAUGCUCGGAGUAUUCAACUCGCCAUUCACGAUGCCUUUGGGGAUGUUUUGCGUAUUUCCUCCAGUGCUGGCGUGAGAUCUGGAUACGGCCCCAACUCACCGAUGUCGGAAUUUCUCGGUCUCAGGCAGCCUUGGGUCCCGUUGCGCAAGCUCCACAAGGACUCUCGGCUUCGCUUUCUAUCUCCGGCCGAGAUGGCAACACCGGCGCUGUGGGAUUUCACCUUCCUCGUGUCCAGCAUCAUCAUGAAGGCCACCGGGGUGAAUCGUCUCUACGUUACACAACCGGAGGCGUAUGUUCAGGACCAUCCAUUUGGCUAUCAGGCUAUGGAGUCCGGGUGGUCUUGGCAGAAACUAAGGGAGCUGAGCAGAGUCUACCCUGACUCUCAGAGCAGUAGCAGCGAUAUUCCCGAGGCUGACGCAAUGGAGGAAUGUUGGACGUGGAACGACCGCCUCGACGAGCAACCAAGCGCAAACACGUCCGCUCUGAGUGUUCGCCAGGGAUACCAACAACGCACGUCUAUGCGCUCGUCAACCUCCCCAUCCCAGCAGUUCUUCACCGGCGUCCAGUCUCCCAGCCUCUCCAACAGCCCUGCUGCCGUACGGGCACAGUCGCCGAUGAUAUCAAGAGAGCGCAAAGUUCCUCGACCGCUUCAUGUCCGAACUGGCUCGCUUCCACCAAUGGCUCCUACUUUGAUAUCUCCAUCUCAGUCUCGACGCCGGGUGUCGUCAAACACCACCCAUGCAGCCCCGUAUGAGCGCCAUUCGUCUCCACUAAUCCCUCGGCCUAGCCCUCGUCUCCCAGCUCAUCCCGCAGCGGUAAUCGCCAUUUCCACGUCGGCCGCUCUUGUUUCGAAGCGCCGCCUUGGUACGCGAUCACCUAGUAUCCUUGCGCGCAACACCCCUCGCUGGAGCCGCUCACCUUCGGUAAUCCCUCGUGAGCUUGGCUUCAUUGAUGAGCGCGCCCGUGAGCGGCGGACCACUCCCUAUUACGCAACACCCCAUAGCGAGGCGCUUCCUGAACCAAGAGGUUACAGGGCUGGGAGCCGCGGCCCCGCUCUUAUGCCGCCUUCGAACGGGUAUGACCCAGAUGACGAAGACGAUGACAUGGACGACGACUUUGGAGAGGACCAAGGCUCGUCAACAGAUCCUUACGAUAGCGAGAUGACGAAUGACGCAAUAGCCGUUGUAAAAAGGCCGCAGGUGCAUGAGUCAUUUGGCCUAGCGACGGAUCCAGAUGAUGCCGACUUCGAUAUUGAUGUUUACGAAGACGAGGACGACGGACUCGACAGUGUGGAUACUGAUAUCGGCAAUAACGGUAUGGUUUGGGACGGGUUUGGACAGCCCGUCAAAGCCGCCGACGCGACGCAUCCGAGGCCAGAAGAUGUACCGUGGGCCGGUAUCGAAGACCUCAUGGAUGAUGGCGAGAAUAUCGACCCACACUCGCAAGAGAUUGCGAUCCACGAGGACGAUGACAUAAUGGACGGCACCGCCGGUGAUGCCGAUGAAACACACAGUGCUGCCUCGAGCCAGGCGCCAAGCGAGUACUCGAGCAAGCCGAACGCCUGGUCGGUCCUCGCCACCGGCAAGGUGGAUCUGGGUCUUAUUCCAGGCCGCACUGAUAGCGGUGGCGGCUCUCAUCUUCGUGCCCGAGACAGCGGCGGCUUCGAGAUUCACGAAGACGGCGACGGGUUGGAUACGCGGUGGGCUUAAGUGGGCUGGUAUGACUUGCUGGCUGUGUUGACAGUGGCUGUAUGAUCCAACUAUCUAAAGGAUGAGGUGACGAUGAUGAUGGACUAUAUGAACAAUUUUGGGAUCGCAUCUAUUCCUGGCGGUAUUUUUUCCUCUCUUUUUGGCUACUCACCCAUAUAUAUUUGCAUUUUUUCUUACCUUAUAUGUCGGCUGAAGCGCACAUCUAUCUUCAUAUAUGCUACACCGCAGCAGUGUGGGAAAACGGAUAGGUUGGUAAGGAGUGCUGCUACCCAGGGGCGUUUUACAGGCAUGGCGGCGGAGAUACCUGUGUGAAUAUUUGAUCUAUAUUUAUAUUUAUAUGGCGAAGAGGGACAUAUAUAAGUAUAUCUAUGCAAUGCGCUUGCGACUUUUGCCGCAGUCGACUAUACAACGGCUGACCUUGGCUAGUUGGAUGAAAUAAAAUAUACUCUCGUCUCUCGACGC